AUGCCCCUUGGGAUCCAUAACCCCCUCCCGUCUUCUCUGAGCAGUGAAUGCAAGAAGGCGGCAAAGAUUCUGACUUCCUUCGUGGACCCAAAGCAGGCCUUUGGUCCAGAUAAGGUCAUUCCGCCCGACGUUCUGGCUGGCGCAAAGGGCCUUGCCAUCCUCACAGUCCUCAAGGCCGGAUUCAUUGGAUCCGGUCGAUUCGGUUCCGGUAUCGUUGUCGCCCGCCUUGGUGAUGGCAGUUGGUCAGCUCCCUCCGCUAUCGCAACCGCGGGUGCCGGUGUCGGUGGCCAAAUUGGUUUUGAAUUGACCGACUUCGUCUUCAUUCUCAACGACGCCGCUGCCGUUCGCACAUUCUCCCAAGUCGGAACCCUCACACUCGGUGGCAAUGUCUCUCUCGCGGCCGGACCGGUCGGUCGAAACGCUGAAGCUGCCGGUGCCGCGAGCACCAAGGGUGUUGCGGCCAUCUUUUCAUACUCGAAGACCAAGGGUCUUUUCGCCGGUGUCAGUUUGGAAGGUAGCAUGCUUGUUGAGCGCAAGGAUGCCAAUCAGAAGAUGUACCAGAGUCGAGUCUCUGCGGGCCAGCUACUGUCAGGAACUGUUCGACCGCCGCCGUCUACCGACGCGCUGAUGCAUGUUCUGAGCUCGCGCGCCUUCUAUGGUGGUCGUGGUGGACCCAAUGGUGCUAGUUCCGGAGGAGGGGACUCGAUGUACAACGAUAUUCCAGUUUACGAUGAUAGCCACGACGAUGUGGUUUGGGAAGGACGCCGCGGAGAGGCCUAUGGCCAGGGGACACGAAGGGAACGCUCGAAUACCCAGGAUGAAGGAUAUGACUACCGCGACAAGCCGCGCCGAGCUAAUACCUGGGCCGACGAUGUGUAUGAUCGACCGGCUGGAGGCCUGGGUCGGUCUGCGACCACGCGAGAAGCGCAGAAUGAUACAUACGGACGCAGCCGCAGCAACACCGCGCCUUAUGAUGAUGAUUAUUCCUACUCGGAUCGCAGACCGACUCGACCGACCGCGCCCAAGCCGGUCUUUGGCCAAAAAACGGGCCAGGGCGCUGGGCUGCGCGCGGACCAGGUUGUUGCGCUGUACACCUUUGAUGCGGACCAAGAUGGUGAUCUUGGCUUCAAAAAGGGUGAAGUGAUCACGAUCCUCAAACGGACAGAGAAGGCGGAGGAUUGGUGGACUGGUCGGAUCGGCGACCGUGUGGGCAUUUUCCCUAGUAACUACGUCGACACAUCAUCCUAG
Molecule: messenger RNA, 1248 nt
Organism: Penicillium waksmanii
Lineage: Eukaryota; Fungi; Ascomycota; Eurotiomycetes; Eurotiales; Aspergillaceae
Product: SYLF and SH3 domain-containing protein
Exons: 4
Coding region: 1-1248 (415 amino acids)
Biological process (GO): actin cortical patch localization; actin filament bundle assembly
Cellular component (GO): actin cortical patch
Molecular function (GO): actin filament binding; phosphatidylinositol binding
Source: RefSeq, a predicted model, not a curated record